Messenger RNA from Lolium perenne, 1131 nucleotides. RefSeq lists its product as uncharacterized. Lineage: Eukaryota; Viridiplantae; Streptophyta; Magnoliopsida; Poales; Poaceae. Gene Ontology annotation, biological process: regulation of DNA-templated transcription. Gene Ontology annotation, cellular component: nucleus. The record is from RefSeq and is a predicted model, not a curated record.
AUGGCGCAUGCGCACACAGCAAUUUUCCUGGCCUUGCUGCCGCCAGAGUGCCGUCAGAAAAGAAAAGGAGCCACGCCAGCUUGCAAAGGGGGCUUCAAGAAGAAGGGCAAGUGCCUUCUCAAAUUCUGCGAGAGAUGCAUACGUAACAGGUACUCUCAGAUUGCCGACCAGGCGUUGAAUGAGGAGGCCUGGGAAUGCCCAAAGUGCCAGAAUAUUUGCAACUGCAGCAUUUGCAUGAAGAACAAAGAGGAGGUGCCCAUGGGGCCAAUGGUCCGUCCUGGCAGGAAGCGGAAAGGCAGUGUCGAUGACACUCCUGCUAAUAAGAAGCCCCGGCCGGGAGCUGAGAAUGGUACUCCAGCUAAUACAAAUCCCCCCUUGGGAGCUGAGAGCACAUAUGCCCCUGAGGAUCAUAUAGAUCUACCCAGGGGUACUCUUGUGACUUGUGUUGCAGGUAUAGAGCUGCAGCCUGAAGAUGUUGGCGCUGCCAUUCAAUUUUUGGAGUUCUGCCGCUUAUUUGGAGAGAUCUUGGAAAUAAGGGAGGGGCAACCAGAACAAACUGUCAAGGAAAUAACUGGAGGUUGUCAACUUCGAGAGGUGCCUUCAGUUGUUUCUGACCUUCACAUAACUCUGUUAUCCAAGAUAGAAAGAGGCAAAGCCAAGGUUUGCAAGUAUCCAGGACAUGGAGAUGAAUGGAUAAGAAAAGUCGGAGAAUAUUUCACUGACUCGACAUUAGGUACCAAUGAUUUGACCCUUAACUGCUUAAGCCAGGGGGCAUCAGGAUAUAAAAAUUUGACCCCUUCGUCUAAGCUGGACCUGCUGAAUCGUCUGUGUGAUGAGGCAUUAUCUUCUGAACGGGAACAUAGAGAAUCUGGGGCCAGAGAAAAGAUGCGCGCUGCAACCAAAAAGGAAAAGUUGCUACAAAAAAUUCAGAAGGAUCUGACUAAACCAAUGGAAGGAGGAGAAACCGCUAGCAAUGAGAAAACUGAAAAUAUUAUUUCUCAAAUAAAGGAGUUUACCAUUCUUCGUAAGCUUUUGCUUGAGUUUGUAUUUGGAAAAAUAGUCGUCAACCCAUGCAUGGACAGGUUGAGGCUUAGAGCAAAUGCUCAAAAAUUAAGCCUUGACCUAGCUUGA